CGCUCCUGAGAGCUAACAUGUGUCAUUUCCAAAACACCCUGAAGAAUGAACGUCUUCCACUGAAAGGAAGAGAAAUCGCAGCGCCUCCUGCAGGCAACUUGAGUUCCUCGGCAACAGUCAGACUGCAGAGCGCAGCUCUGCCUCCUCACCGUCACCACCCCUCGGAAACUCCUCGGGGACUCCAAUCCCCUGAAGUCCCCGAGCCCUGCGGGCGAGGGGCUGGAGGCGAGCUGCCACCCGCCGGAGGCCUGCGCCCUUCCCGGCGCCUGCACGCGGAUGCUCCAGUCAGGCGCGGCGCCGCCGCCACCUCCGCCUACCGUGCCCAGAAAGGUCGUACUGGACAUUGCGUAGACAAAAACAAUCUGAUUAACUUCCUGACGGAUAGGCGUAAACAAAAUUUCAGUAAACAAGAAAACCUUAUACACCUGCACUCGGCUCCGGGCCAGUGACGUCCGGACAGGAGCUGGACAACUCACUGCACAGCCCGGCUGCCUCUCCUAGGCAUAGAGGUAAAGCGCCCUCCAACGGUCACUGCUACUUCACCUCGCGGUUAACGGGGCCGUCACCCUAGCCACGCCCAGGCUCGCGAGAGUAAGAACAGGACCAAAGAGGUCCCCGGAACCAAACUUCCUUACCUACUGUUCCCACACGGAAAGAUCCGAAGGACCAACCGGAAGUCCUGGUUCAAACGCUCCACGGAGAGCAUCCUGGGGACCGGAAGGAGAUGAAACUGUCGCGUCCGACUGGAGCGCCGGCAAGACGAGCGUGGUGAGAGAUCGCGUGGCUGUUACAGCGGCGUGUUGUUGGAGCGUGUGGCUCGUGCGCCGAGGUCAGAGGUGGCUGAAAGCCUGACGUCGGUGUAGAAGCAGAGACCGCGAACUAUGGUGGGAAGGUCCGGGCGGCGCGCGCGCGGAGCGGCCAAGUGGGCAGCGGUGCGAGCUAAGGCAAGUCGCGGCCCAGAGGACGAAAAUGGAGAGGACUUAGAAUCUCCACCCUCACCGGGGGACUCGAGCUACUACCAGGAUAAGGUAGAUGAUUUCCAUGAGGCCCGAUCUCGGGCCGCCUUGGCUAAGGGCUGGAGCGAAAUAGAGAGUGGGGACGAGGAGGAUGGCGAUGAGGAGGAGGAGGUGCUUGCCCUAGAUGUUGCCGAUGAGGACGAUGAAGAUGGAGAAAGUGAAGAGGGUGACGAUGAUGAUGAUGGUGGGAGCUCCGUGCAGAGUGAGACUGAGGCUUCUGUGGAUCCCAGUUUGUCGUGGGGUCAGAGGAAAAAACUUUACUACGACACGGACUAUGGCUCCAAGUCCCGAGGCCGGCAGACUCAACAAGAAGUAGAGGAAGAGGAGAGAGAGGAGGAGGAGGAGGCCCAGCUCAUUCAGCGGCGCUUAGCCCAAGCCCUGCAGGAGGACGAUUUUGGAGUUAGCUGGGUGGAGGCUUUUGCAAAACCAGUACCUCAGGUAAAUGAGGCUGAGACACGUGUCGUGAAGGAUUUGGCGAAAGUUUCCGUGAAAGAGAAGCUGAAAAUGCUGCGAAAGGAAUCUCCAGAGCUCUUGGAGCUGAUAGACGACUUGAAAGUUAAGUUGACAGAGAUGAAGGAUGAGCUGGAGCCGUUGAUACAGUUAGUGGAGCAAAAGAUCAUCCCCCCUGGAAAAGGAAGCCAAUACCUGAGGACCAAAUACAAUCUCUAUUUGAACUAUUGCUCCAACAUUAGUUUUUAUCUGAUCCUGAAAGCUAGGAGAGUCCCUGCACAUGGACAUCCUGUCAUUGAAAGGCUUGUUACCUACCGAAAUUUGAUCAACAAGUUGUCGGUCGUGGAUCAGAAGCUGUCCUCUGAAAUCCGUCAUCUGCUCACACUUAAAGGUGGUGCUGGAAAGAAAAAACUGAAUUUAAAAGCAAAAUCCAUGAAGGCCAAGUCAAAAUCAGUUUCAGAGACUUCUGCUGCUGCCUUAACUGUUCCAGACCUUUCUGAUGAUUCUGAUUUUGAUGAAGAAGCGGCACUGAAAUACUAUAAAGAAAUGGAAGAGAAACAAAAAUUAAAGAGAAAGAAAGAAGAAAAUAGUACCGAAGAACAGGCUCUUGAAGAUCAAAAUGCAAAGAGAGCCAUUACUUAUCAGAUUGCUAAAAAUAGGGGACUUACACCUAGGAGAAAGAAGAUUGAUCGGAAUCCCAGAGUGAAACACCGGGAGAAGUUCAGAAAAGCCAAAAUUCGCAGAAGAGGCCAGGUUCGUGAAGUUCGUAGGGAAGAGCAACGUUAUACUGGUGAACUUUCUGGCAUUCGUGCAGGAGUUAAAAAGAGCAUUAAGCUUAAGUAAAGAUUUUGCUUAGCUUAAGUCUUUUGGCAAUAAUUUUGGAUCAAUAAAUUUAUCUUUAACUGGU
This is a messenger RNA of Odocoileus virginianus texanus, 2373 nucleotides long. It is a transcript of the gene UTP3, whose product is annotated as UTP3 small subunit processome component. Gene Ontology annotation, cellular component: nucleolus; small-subunit processome. The record is from RefSeq and is a predicted model, not a curated record. Gene Ontology annotation, biological process: maturation of SSU-rRNA from tricistronic rRNA transcript (SSU-rRNA, 5.8S rRNA, LSU-rRNA). NCBI's taxonomy places the organism in Eukaryota, Metazoa, Chordata, Mammalia, Artiodactyla, Cervidae.